GAUAUUCCAUGACUUCACACAAACGACUUGCAUUCAAAACUACUGGCCAUAUUCGAACAGAAGACCUUGCAAUGUUGCCAAGUAAAUCGUAAUAGUGAUGAUGGUAUAUGUAUACGACAAAUGAAAAAAAGUAUAGACGUGGAACAUGAACACAUAGUAUAUGUUUGAAACUAAAAUGCGCACGAGCGAAAUAGCUACAAAGACAGUGUAAAAUAUUGACAUUGAACACAGAUAAGAGAUUAACGAAAAGAAGAAACAUUUUCUAAAACUGGAAUCAAGUAUAAAAUGCAAAGAGAAUAUUGCUGAUAACCACCGAUUAGGUGUUGGACUCAACGUGUGUGAAUUGAAAAGUAAAAAAAAAUAUUUUGACAGAACAAUUAGUCAGUGAUUGAAUAGGUUUCUGUUUUUAAUUUCGAUUUUAAAAAUAAAAACAAACAUAGAAGUGAACGUUUUGUCAUUAUACGGCUAAGUUUAAAGUGUUGACUACGCAAACGUUUCGUCAAUUAGGUGGUUUAAGUAAAGCUGAGAUGUUGUCUUCACUGAGAGUAAGGAAUAUCGUGUGGAAGCAAGCGUCUUUGAUUAAGCGUUCCUAUAAUGCAUCCGCUCAGUUACCAGACUUAACAAAGGAUCGAUACCAAGUAAAAAGAGGAGACUAUUCACAAGUAACGGAUGCGGAUGUAGGAUUUUUCCAGUCAAUUCUAGAAAAUUCACGUGUUUUACUGGAUGAAAGCGACACGCAGAGCUAUAACAUUGAUUUCAUGAAAAGUGUUCGAGGUUUUAGUCGAGUCGUUCUAAAGCCGAAAACAACUGAGGAGGUGUCGGGAAUUCUGCGUUACUGUAACGAUAGAAAAUUAGCCGUUUGUCCACAAGGGGGAAAUACAGGUUUGGUCGGUGGAUCUGUUCCAGUAUUCGAUGAAAUAGUUGUUUCGACUCAAUUAAUGAAUCGAAUUGAUAAUAUCGAUGAACUCUCAGGAACUCUUGAGUGUCAAUCAGGAUGUAUUUUAGAGCAACUGGAACAAGCUGUCUCCGAAAAAGGACUUUGUAUGCCACUGGAUCUUGGUGCGAAAGGUUCGUGUCACAUUGGAGGAAAUGUUUCCACAAAUGCUGGAGGUAUUAGACUUCUACGCUAUGGUAAUUUACAUGGCUCUGUCCUCGGUGUCGAAGCGGUCAAAGCCGACGGUACAGUGUUAGAUUUGAUGUCGAAUUUCAAGAAGGACAAUACUGGCUACCAUCUUAAACACAUGUUCAUUGGCUCGGAAGGCACAUUAGGAUUUCUAACCAAGGUAUCGAUAUUCUGUCCAACAGCAUCCAGAGCAAUUAAUGUUGCAUUCCUCGGUUUGGAGAGUUACGAUGCUGUUUUGAAAACAUUUCUUGCAGCGAAAAGAGAUUUGGGUGAAAUUCUGUCAUCAUGCGAGAUGAUAGAUCAGGAAGCUCUGGAUUGCAGUCUGAAUGCCUUUAAUCUAAGAUCGCCUAUAUCCAAAUAUCCAUUUUACAUGCUGAUUGAAACUUCCGGAAGUCGCAUGGACCAUGAUGAAGAGAAGUUAAAUAAUUUUUUGCAACAUGUGAUGGAAAAACGACUAGUACUUGAUGGAACGGUGACCAAUGAGCCCGGGAAAAUGAAGCUAAUCUGGACGCCUCGGGAAUCGAUCGGCCAAGCCAUAUUUAAAGAUACUUACAGCUUUUCAUACGAUGUAUCCCUCCCGUUAAAACAUUUCUACGAUUUGGUUGAUGCAACUCGAAAACAAUUGGAUGAAUUACCAGUAAAAGUUUUUGGCUUUGGUCAUAUCGGUGAUUCAAAUUUGCAUUUAGUUGUGCGAUGUAGUGAAUUCGACCCGAAAGUGUAUCAACGCCUGGAACCGUUCGUGUACGCAUACACGUCAAAGCUUUGUGGUAGCAUCAGUUCAGAGCAUGGAAUUGGAUUUUUGAAAACGAAUUACUUGAAAUAUUCUAAGAAAUCUGAAUGUUUUGAUGUUAUGAAAGAAGUGAAACGCCUAAUGGAUCCCAAUGGUAUAUUGAAUCCUUACAAAGUCCUUCCAGAGAGAUUUUAGUAUAUUCCAUGAAUGUAUUUAGGGAUAUACAAUCAAUGUACUUCAAUCUGUUGACUGUUGACAUCAUCAGAAAGUAGGGAAAAUUUUAUUUCAAUUCAUUCUACAGUAAAUUCAUCAGAAAUAUAUUUAUGUGAUCGAGCAAAAAGGUUUUUUAGUAAAUAAAUCUUCGGAGUCCAAAGUUUGGAUUAUCAUCAUACUGGUUCAUUCUCUUUAUCGAUCGUUAAAUUAAGUAUUCCCGAAAAAUGAGUCACACUUUCAUGAAGUGUUCACUAAGUUUUCGAUGGCUCGAG
Bradysia coprophila is the source of this 2338-nucleotide messenger RNA. It is a transcript of the gene D2hgdh, whose product is annotated as D-2-hydroxyglutaric acid dehydrogenase. Gene Ontology annotation, cellular component: mitochondrion. NCBI's taxonomy places the organism in Eukaryota, Metazoa, Arthropoda, Insecta, Diptera, Sciaridae. Gene Ontology annotation, molecular function: FAD binding; catalytic activity. The record is from RefSeq and is a predicted model, not a curated record.